AUUUCCAAAAAAAGAAAAAAGAAAAAAAAGGGGGAAAAAACUCUCAUCUUCUCUCUCGUCUCAAUUCCCCACUCUCUCAUACUCAUCUUUCUCCCUGUUCGUCGGCGAUCUUAUCGAUUUCGCGUAUUCAUAGACGAAUCCGUUCGUUUUCGAUCUCAAUUCUGUCUAAAUUUCAAAUCAGGGCAUCAAUUCUGUCUAAAUUUCAAAUUAGGGCAUCAAUUGAUUGUUAUUGUUGGAUUGGGGAUAUAGACAAAUUAGGGCAGAAUUAGGGCAUCAAUCGAUUGUUACUGUUGGAUUGAGGGAUAAAGAAAUGAAGAGCAGUAGCACGAUAGGGAAGAAGAAGGAGGCACCAAAGGUGAUCCAUGAAGGAUGGAUGGUUCGUUAUGGAAGAAGAAAGAUUGGGAGGUCCUUCUUCCAUAUGCGGUACUUCGUCCUCGAAUUGACGCUUCUUGCUUAUUACAAGAAGAAACCUAAGGAUAAUAUGGUGCCGCUCAGGACUCUUCAAAUAGAUGGAAGUUGCAGGGUGGAAGAUAGAGGACUCAAACCACAUCAAGGGCAUAUGGUUUAUGUUUUGAGCAUUUACAAAAAGAAAGAAAGUUAUGACCGGAUUACGAUGGCCGCAUUCAACAUCCAGGAGGCUAUGAUAUGGAAGGAAAAGAUUGAGCUUGUUAUUGAUCAGCAUCAGGGAUUAAAUACGUCCAAUGGGAAUAAGAACCUUGCUUCAUACAAGUCGAUAGGGGGUAAUCAAAGGAAUGUUUGCUUCGACGAUCAGGAGAGUCAAUUCAGUCAAGAAGAUGAAGAAGAGCAUCAGCAAGUUUUGCUUCCAAGGAGAAAGACGAUAAAUGAACCUCCAGGUUCAGUACCAGAUUGGACUCAGGAGCUUGAAUCUGGGUUAUCAAAUCAGGAUAAUUCCGUCCAAGCUUCUUCCAGCAGACACUGGCGCUUAGUUAGAUUGCAGAAUGGUUUACGAUUUUUUGAAGAACUUCUAGAAGCUGACCUCCUUCCAUCUAGCUGCAGUAAAGCAAUGAAAGCUGUCGGCGUAAUAGAGGCCACAUCCGAAGCGAUAUUUGAACUCAUAAUAAGCAUGGAUUGCAGCACUCGAUUUGAGUGGGAUUGCUGCUUUCAGUAUGGUAGCUUAGUCGAGGAGGUUGAUGGACAUACAGCUGUUCUCUAUCAUAGGUUACAUCUGGACUGGUUGCCAAAGUUUGCAUGGCCACGAGAUCUUUGUUAUGUGCGUUACUGGCGGUAUAAUGAUGAUGGAAGCUAUGUUAUAUUAUUUCGGUCUAGGGAGCAUACGGACUGUGGUCCACAGCCAGGAUUUGUCAGAGCUCACAUAGAAAGUGGUGGGUUCAAAAUAUCUCCUCUCAGAUCUCGAAAUGGGAGACCUCGAACUCAAGUACAACACCUUAUGCAGAUUGAUAUGAAGGGAUGGAUAUCUUUUUUUUCCCCAUCAUUUCAGCAAUAUUCUUUAAUUCGAAUGUUGAAUAAUGUUGCUGGGCUGCGUGACUGGUUUUCCCAAACAGACGAAACUCACAGAAUUACAAGAAUUCCUGUCAUGUCGAACAUGACCUCAGAUUCUCUUUCUCUCGAGAAAGACCAAAUGGCUGAAGAAUCAGAUAUGCCCCCUACUCCAUCAUUAGAUCAGAUUCGUUCUUCCAGCAAACAUUCAGUUAUGCUGGAUGAGGAAUCUGAUGAGGAUGAAGAUCAAUUUCAGAAUGAAUUAGAGGAAUACCCAGUCAAGCCCGAAACAGAUAUUAAACAGACAGCUUCUGAUCAAGAGCUAUCAGAUCAAAUUGAUCUAUCUUGUAUUUCGGGUAACUUACGAUGGGAUGAUGGGGAUAAUGGUCGUGACUGUUGGAAAACAUCAGAUGGAAACAACUUUAAAGUCCGUAGUAAGAAUUUUAUGUCUGACAAAAGUAAGGUUCCUGCUGGGAAACCUCUUAUGAAGCUUGUCGCAGUUGACUGGUUGAAGGACACAAAACGAAUAGAUCAUGUCGGCAGACGACAUGGCUGUGCUGCUCAAGUUGCUUCUGAGAAAGGGCUGUCUUCUUUGAUUAUAAAUCUUCAAGUUCCCGGAUCAACCUUUUACAGUUUGGUGUUUUACUUUAUGAUAAAAACAUUGAAACCUGGAUCACUUCUGCAACGUUUCUUUGAUGGUGAUGAUGAGUUUCGAAGUAGUAGGUUCAAGCUCAUUCCGGCAGUUCCUAAGGGCUCCUGGAUCGUGCGCCAAAGUGUAGGAAACAGUGCCUGUCUGCUGGCCAAAGCCGUAGAUUGCACCUUCAUUCGUGAACCAAAGUACUUGGAAAUAGAUGUUGAUAUCGGUUCUUCCACAGUGGCAAAAGGAGUUUUAGGACUUGUCUUGGGUGUAGUCACUACGCUGGUUGUUGACAUGGCUUUUCUGGUACAGGGAAACACCGCUGAAGAGCUCCCAGAGCAGAUUAUUGGUUCUGUCCGUAUUUCACAUCUUGAGCUCGCAUCUGCAGUAGCUUCAGGACUUGAUAUUAAUCCUUUAGACGAAUGA
Asparagus officinalis (garden asparagus) is the source of this 2521-nucleotide messenger RNA. RefSeq names its product protein ENHANCED DISEASE RESISTANCE 2-like. The record is from RefSeq and is a predicted model, not a curated record. The coding region runs from base 311 to 2521 and encodes 736 amino acids. The transcript is spliced from 22 exons. Gene Ontology annotation, molecular function: lipid binding. Lineage: Eukaryota; Viridiplantae; Streptophyta; Magnoliopsida; Asparagales; Asparagaceae.